GCGUGUUGGGCUCCUGUAGGAGAUCCCCUGUUUCUUUCUCGCAACGGUCACAGCAUGGAUCCUCUCUCCAACUUUACCUCGGUUGUUUGGUGUUAGUUUCGCGUUGCCUCGGGGUUAACCGUCGCCGUCUUGACUCCGUGACUCCUCAAAGACACCAUGUUUACCACCACCGGUUCUCGGGGCCUGUACAAGGCUCCUCUCUCUAAAGGCCUCUUGCUGGUUCUCAAUGGGCUGACUGUGAUGCUCACCCUGCUGCCUCAGUACCAAGACCUGUUCGUGUACAGUCUGCAGGCUGUCACCCAGCAGCACCAGGUGUGGAGGUUGUUGUGUGGGAGGCUGGUCUGUCUAGACGUGAAGGACUCGUUCUGUAGCAGCCUGCUCAUCUAUAACUUCAGAAUCUUUGAGAGGAGGUUUGGCACCAGGAAGUUUGCUUCCUUUUUAUUGGGCACAUGGUUUCUCUCUGCGCUGAUGGACUUCCUGCUGGCUCAGGCUUUCCAGUUUCUGUUUGACUAUGAGGUGGAGGAGCUGCCUGCAGGACUGCUCGCUCCAGUCUUCUCUUUGUUUGUGCCUUUCUACCUGUCGAUCCCAACGAUGCCAGUCACCCAAGUCCUGGGCCAGAUCCACAUCACCAACAAGUCUCUGGUCUACAUUGUUGGCUUACAGCUGUUGACUUCCAGCCCCUUCAUGUGGCUCCUUGCACUCAGUGGACUGAUCUCAGGUGGACUGUACCACUCUGAUGUUCUCCGGUUGCAGAAGCUCCUCUUUGUGCCUGCCUGGGUGUCUCGUAUUGGACGAUAUAUUCUGGAGCCCAUUUUCUCAAGCUCCCAACCAACCAGUGAGACACCACUGGGGAUGGGAGCCACACUGGACAUCCAGAGGCAACAAAGGAUGGACAUGCUCGACCAACAACUGCUGCUGGCACAAUAUAACGAGGCCAGGAGGAACACCAGACAACAACCACAGGCUGGGUUGUUACAGUGGACCCGGUUAUUCCCCUCCCUGAGACACAGAGGACAGAACCGUCAUCCAGUGCAGCCUCGCCCACAGGCUCAGACGCAGCCCUCCACACAGCCACCGCUAUUGGACAACUCUCCAGUUGCAGAGGAGCAGGUUGCGAUGUUAGUAGAAAUGGGCUUUUCCAGGAUUGAUGCCCUCGAGGCUCUCAGAGCUUCAAACAACGACAUCAACAUGGCAACCAACUUCCUCUUGCAACACUGAGAGAGAGCUCAGUGAGAACAAAAGAUGUGAAUGAGGAAAGCAGCAAGAGAAGCAACCAAAGCAGAGGAGCAAAAAAAAAAAAGCAAAGCAGAGACAAGGUGUUGGAGGCAGUGGAUGGUGGAGACGAGAAGAGAGGACAAAUGAAAUUUGUACAGAUAAUCUGAGGGCUGUCACUGCUCCUCGAAGCAGUGUUAGGCUGAACCGACCUGAACUGAGCCCGAUGGCACGCUGAUUAAUGAAGAAGUGUGAAGUACAAAGUGGGAGACGUUUGCGUCAUAGCUUUCUGAUGGCUGUGGUAGUGUGAAACAGGCGACAUUGCUGAAGGCAGAUGAGUUAGACUUCUAACUCUCAGGGGUUUCCUAUGAAAAAUAAACAGAAACCAAACAGGUCAGAGCUUUCCUCACAGUACAUCUUAAAAACAGAGUAUUGAGUCCAGUGGAUGAACUGUAAAGUGGGCUAUUUCUUUAAAACAGAACUGAUGCUGAAGCACUCAAAUCAGCUCUCUCCUAUCUGAAAUACAGUUUAAUAUUUUCCACUUUCAUGUACUGCCACUCUACACGCCAAUGGGCCACAGUAUAACCAGUGACCUUUACCCUGACAACUGGUAAGAGACACUGUCUAAUGUGGAAAAUGGAUGAAGAUAACACAACACCAGGUCCUUUUUAGACAAUGAAGCAUAAGACAUUAUGUUAGUUGUCAAGUUUUCAUCUUAAACUGGUUAAAGUAAAGGACUUUUCUUACAGAAUUUUAAGCUGCCACUCUUGGACUGUUUUUUUUUGUUUUCCUUCAUACAAUAGGAGUGAAAAGAGGAAUGCAACACAUGCUAAGAGGUUUAUAUUUAACUCCACGAGGAGGUCAAGAGGUCAUAAUUACAACAUCAAAACUGAAGAACAUGACUUACCAACCAUGACUUUGUUACACAGUUGUUAUCUUGGCAGAGUUUCCUGGAAGUAGCAGGACUCAACCCUUUCCUGUGUAAGAUAUUUUAAUAAAGCAGUUAGCGUGAUUGACAGAUACUAUAGGAGCCAAAUCUUCAAUGGGUUUGGCCCAUUUAUGUCUAAAAGUACAUUGUUAAUGACAGAUGGAGCUGUUUGGCAGGAUACAGGUUAGGUGGGCCAACUCAGGGUCUAUGAGGCGAAUUCUUCUGUUAAUUACAUGAAAAUCACAUUUGCCAACGUGCACAUUCACAGAUGCAGAGAAGACCUUUUUAAAGAGGUCACAUCUCACACCCUUGACUGUUUGUCUCUUUCAUCAUUUCAUGCUCUCACACACCUGCACAUGCUUUUCAACAUUUAUUUUCUUUCUUUGAACUUGUCUUUUCUUUGCCAGCACACAUGUCUAAACCAUAACGAGUCUUAAAAGAGUCUUAAAAGUUUAAUGAUAUUUAUUAUGCAAUAUCAGGACAGGAGGAAUUUAAAGACUAUGCACUGCAUAGUACCUACUAUGUGUAUAUAAACAUACUCAUGAAAAUCUUGUGCAAGAGGAGUGAUAUUGCAGCCACUAUGUAUUGAUGUCAGAGACAGAUGCUAGUUUUAUAUUUUGUGCAUUAUAAUAUUGAUAAUAUAUGACCACUGAGUUGAGUCAGUUCAUUUGUGUAUGUAUUUUUGAGAGUGAUAUAAUAGUAUAUGGGUGUGAUGAGGGAGUUGUUUCAUGGACAACUUAAUGAUGAACUGUAAGGAAUCAUAUUUGAUAUGUGAAAUAAAUCAACUUGCUGACUGAA
Messenger RNA from Thunnus maccoyii (southern bluefin tuna), 2938 nucleotides. It is a transcript of the gene ubac2, whose product is annotated as UBA domain containing 2. The transcript has 10 exons. Lineage: Eukaryota; Metazoa; Chordata; Actinopteri; Scombriformes; Scombridae. Gene Ontology annotation, molecular function: serine-type endopeptidase activity; protein binding. Bases 157 to 1218 code for a protein of 353 amino acids. The record is from RefSeq and is a predicted model, not a curated record.